AGCAGUGGAAAGUUCAGGGGUCAGAGUGAAGGAAUGCGCGUGUUGGUGCUGGGCUAGCGUAGCGGAAAUAGAAAUAUGCAGCAAAGUUUUUAACGCAACUGUUUUUAAUUUACCACCAUCACAAACAUGACCUCAAAUAAUACAGGCGCACCGAAAGACAAGCUGAUCAAUUUAAUAUAUCACCAUUUAAAGGACAACGGCUACAAGAAAGCAGCCAACGUGCUGAGAAAACACGCGCCUCAGGUGGAAACUAAGAAAGUGAACGUGUCUUUGAGUGAGAUCUUUCAGAAGUGGGCAAGCUCAGAUGAUGGAGAUAUUCCUCCGGUGCCUUCUGGUGUUCAGGCUCCUGCAAAGAAACCGAGACAAAGGGGCCCUUCAGCUGGAACCAAGUCUAGAAUCACAGCUCCCUCUGCUGAAAAACCUGUUGGCAUCAUUAAAACUUCAGGAUCAGCGAGCAAAUCAGCGAAACAGAAGGAAAAGGAAACUGGGACUAAACCGAGGGAAAGAAAAAAGUCCAGCUCUGAAGAUGUUGGGGUGCCUCCGUCAGUCGCUGCUGCUCCGGGGAAUGAUUCCGACUCUGACUCCAGUUUAGAUGUGGAGAAGUGGAGGAAAAUGCUUUCUCAAUUAUCAGAUGCUGACCAAGCGAAAAUGGAAGUUCUCUCAGUGUUAGAUGAAUCUUUAGUCUCUGGCAAGCCCACAGCAAAGAGAAAGAGGACAAGGAAGCCAACAACAUCAAAAAAAGAGGAAAACCAAGCCAAGGGAAAGUCCGCUACACCAACAAAGAAAGUGACCAAUGCAUCUAAGAGUCAUUCAAAAAAGCCGAAAGGCAAAGAUGCUGAAGUUAAGACACCAUCAAAGUGUGAUGAGACCUCAAAAAGUACUAAAGCUAAAACUACCAGCAGCUCAUUUGAUCAGGAUGAUAAACCAGAAGAACAUAAUGAAAGUAACGGACUGUUGGAAACUGGCACUCCAUCUAAAAGGACUAAAGAGACUGGUGUAUCAGAUUCAGAAGUCAUUAGGACUCCUAAAAGAGUUCAUUUUGAAACACAUAAUAGCUUUUCACAGCAGGUUGAGACUCCUAAUGCUUGGAAAGAUAAUGGUACCUCAGAAACCAGCAGCACUCAUACUCCAUCUAAAAAGGCCAAAAAAAAGAAAGGCCAUUCUGAAGCUAGUGAUGUUGAAACUGACAACUGUCCCUCGAGUAAUAUUCAAGAAGUUAUAGAAACCAACCUUACGACGGACCAGUCAAAGAAAGAGAAAAACAAGAAGUCUAAAAGUGUUGUGGAGCCUGUUCUCAAUGAGACGCCUUCUAAGAAGGUUAAAGCCAAGAAAACAGAAGGUCCUUCUGAGAUUGACCAAGAAACAACAUCUGAGAAAGCCCCAGAAUCCGUUAACCCAGAGUCUUCACCUAAACAAGCCAAACGUAAGGCCAAUGAAAGCCUUUCGGAAACAGUCGAGUCUGAAACGCCAUCUAAAAAAUCUAAAGCCGUGAAAGAGCCUGGUGAGGUGGAAACACCCGGUAAGAAGCCCAAAACAGUCACGUCGGAUGCCGAUCUCCUGCAGCCCGACUCUACAAACAGCACUUCGAAAAAAGGAAAAAGCAAAGUGGCUGCUGAUGGCGUGGAGAUCCAGCAUGACGUUCCUUCAGAAACGCCUGAGAAAACCAGUCAAUCUCAAGCACAGACUCAGGAUGAUGUUGGAGACGGUUUGGGAAAUGAGGAAACCUCCAGUCAAGAGUUAAAAACUCAUUCUAAAAAAAGAAAAAAACACAAAAAGGAAGAAGCUUGUGACGUCCCAGCCACUCCAGAGGUCAAGGAAGACAAAGUGAAGAACAAAGACAAGGAGGGAGAAAAUGGAGAAGAUGCUAUUCAACCUCCACCACCAGAAGAAGAAGCAUCUGAUGCAAUGAGACAUAAGAAAAAAAAGAAGAAGAAAGAGAAGGAGAGAGAAGAAAAAACAGAGGAGACAGUCCCUGAUGAUCCUCCUGAGGUGGCAGUGCACAAAAAGAAGAAGAAGUCUUCUAAAGAGAAACAGCUCAGUAGUGAUGAAGCUCAUGGACUCAAUAGCACAUAAUGUUCAGGACAUCAGUUCUCAAUCUCACAGAGGACGAAUGGCUGAAAUAAUGACUCGAUCUCAACGCGUGCUCCGUCCCUACUGUAUGGAUCAUGUGUGUUUAUAUGUAUGUAAGUCAGUGUUUGUAUGUUUCAUAUUUUUAUGGAGAAGUGGAUUUUGAGAAAUAUUUAGUAUUCUUUUUUUGUUGUUUUGUUUUUUUCUAUUUUUGAUAACUGGACUUUGAUGAAGAAGAAUUUUAUGCCGUUUGUAUUCUUUUAAACUUUUUUUAAAAGAACAAAUCAUGAGAGCCAAGAAGAAACAAAUCAUGCUGUUUUAUUUUCAUUUUGGUCAUCUGAGAAGUUUUCUUCAUCAUUUUUUAUUUUUUUUUUAGAUAAAUUGUAAAAGUAAGAAGCACAAUUGUUUAAGAUCAUCCUCUAAAUUCUAUAAAUGUGACAUCUGUGUUCAAAUGUGUGACCAUUAAGAAAAAAAUAGUAUUUGUCUUUUUUUGUGUGAUUCAAAAUACACAUCAGAUGUUUUUAUUUA
Molecule: messenger RNA, 2595 nt
Organism: Ctenopharyngodon idella (grass carp)
Lineage: Eukaryota; Metazoa; Chordata; Actinopteri; Cypriniformes; Xenocyprididae
Gene: llcp
Product: treacle ribosome biogenesis factor 1
Exons: 9
Coding region: 127-2073 (648 amino acids)
Molecular function (GO): protein binding
Source: RefSeq, a predicted model, not a curated record